Conger conger (European conger) is the source of this 5399-nucleotide messenger RNA. It is a transcript of the gene gemin5, whose product is annotated as gem (nuclear organelle) associated protein 5. The coding region runs from base 141 to 5297 and encodes 1718 amino acids. The record is from RefSeq and is a predicted model, not a curated record. The transcript is spliced from 29 exons. Gene Ontology annotation, molecular function: protein binding. NCBI's taxonomy places the organism in Eukaryota, Metazoa, Chordata, Actinopteri, Anguilliformes, Congridae.
GUUCUGUUUACAAUACGGCAUAUGCUCGGCAUGGGAAGUGCCCAGAAAAGUGUUUCUGCUGCGCGUGAUAGUAUGUCAGUCUGCUCACGUGUAACACUUUGAUUUAGUAAAACUAACACAUCCAGGUAAACUGUCACAGAAUGCACGAGAGACUUCUCCCUGCCUCUCCUAACUGGUACUGCUCGCGGUCCAGCGACACGAGUAGAAAUGGUAUUUUUGGGUUCGGCGCUAAAAACACUAUAUAUCUGCUUGACAUCACCGUCUCAUCACCUGCAAUUGUGGGCGAACUUAAUGGCCACAAAGAAAGAGUGUCCGGGCUUGCGUUUUGCCGCCAUCCCGGACAGGACCAUCUAUGCGCGAGCACUUCUGACGACGGGACGGUUAAGAUCUGGGACAUCAACGAUAAGGCCGUACUGAAAGAGCACAGAUCUCACCAGGGCACAAUCACAGCUCUGCACUGGUCUCCAGUGGAGAAAGACUUGGUGGUCUCUGGUGAUGAGAAGGGAAUUGUGGCUUGCUACUGGUUGAACAGAGAUGACACACAAACCCUCUUUCCUGAACCAAGAAACAUCUUCUGCCUGACCUGCUCCCCUCAUAAUGGAAAGCACAUAGCUGUAGGGUACAAGGAUGGGAUGGUGAUCGUGAUGGACAUCAGCAGGAAGGUGGAGGUGCUCCAUCGCCUGAGGGGCCAUGACGAUGAGAUCCACGCCCUGGCCUGGUGCCCUCAGCCUGGGGAGGAUCCUCUGUUCGGCCGGGCCGAGGAGACUCCAGAGGUAACGAACGGAGUGGCAGAGGGAGCAGAGAAGGGCUGUUACCUUGCCUCAGGAAGCAAAGAUCAGACUGUACGAAUAUGGAGCACAGCCAGGGGCAGAGGUGUGACGACCCUCAAGCUUCCGUUCCUGAAGAGGAGAGGAGUGGGCGUGGACCCCAGUGUGAAAGAGCGUCUCUGGCUGACGGUUCAUUGGCCGAAGGGGUGGCCUUCGCAGGUUGUCUCCAGCUGCUUCGGCGGAGAGCUGGUCCAGUGGGACCUCACCAAGACGGGGAAGCAGAAGUGGAGUCUGCUGGGCUCCUCCUCAGACGGGCAGAACCACAGCCGCAUUGUGUUCAACAUGAGCUCUGUGGGCCUGGGGGGCCGAGAGCUUCUCCUCAGCACCUCCAUGGACAGGGAGAUUAAGUGCUGGGACCUGUCUUCAUUGGAGUGCUGUUGGACGCUCCCCACGCUGGGGGGGUUUGUGUACAGCCUGGCCUUCUCCCCGGUGGGGACCGGCUGCCUGGCGCUGGGCGUGGGGGACAACAUGAUCCGCGUGUGGGGCACCCUGUCCCUGCAGAACCGCUACGAGACCCGGGCCUUCUGGCAGGGCAUCAGAUCCAAAGUCACUGCAUUGUCAUGGCACCCAACGAAAGAAGGCUCCUUGGCAUUUGGGACAGACGAUGGGAAAGUGGGGAUUUAUGAAGCCUACUCUAAUAAGUCUCCUCAGAUAUCCAGCACUUAUCACCGUAAGACAGUCUACACUGUGGCCUGGGGCCCCCCUGUCCCCCCCAUGGCCUUCGGGGGAGGGGACAAGCCCUCGAUUGGUCUGUACAGUUGUGGGGGGGAGGGGCUGAUUCUGCAGCAUGACCCCUGGAAGCUGGCCGGAGAGGCGUCCGACAUCGACGAGCUCAUUCGAGACACAAACAACAUUAAGCAUAAGCUGUCGCCUCACACAGAUUUCUGCUGGAAACCAGACGGUAAAGUGCUGGCCAUCGGGAAUGAAGAUGGGUCGAUAGAGGUGUACCAUGCUCCAGACCUCCGGCAGCUCUGCUCCAUCCAGCAGCACCACAAGAUCAUCAACGUCCUGCGGUGGCACCACCAGCUCGGCAGCCAGCACCUCCGCCACCUCCUGGCCUCUGGGUCCAGCAACGCCGUCAUCUACGUGCACGACCUCUCCGGCCCCACGGAGUCUCCGCCGGAGAGCCCGGUUCUGAUCACCGAAGCGUUCCGCAGUCUGGCGGGACACACCGCCAAAAUCACUGACCUAGCCUGGAGCCCCCACCACGACGGGAGGCUAGUGACCGUCUGCUACGACGGGACCGCACAGGUGUGGGACGUGUUGAAGGACGAGGCCCUGUGUAACUACAGAGGUCACCGCGGGCGGCUGCUGUGUGUGCAGUGGUCUCCGGUCGACCCGGACCUGGUGUGGACCGGGGGGGACGACUUCACCGCCCAGGAGUGGGCUGUGAGCAAGCAGGAGCACAGCAAGCCCCCCCGAGGCAAGAAAGGUGUAGAGCUUGAGAAGAAGCGAUCACAGCAGCAGAAGGCCUACGCCAAGAAGAAGAAGGCUGCAGCAAAGGCUGCUGGGAAGGGUGGGGUCAGGGCUGGGGAGGGCAAGCCCCUGAAUGGAGAAGGGGAGAGGGAGGUGGAGAGAGAGAGAGGUGUGUCCGACAAUGAGGAGGAAGAGGAGGAGGGAGAGACAGACGGCACUCCUCCACCCACAGCUCGGUCUAAAGAGAGCAGCCGGCCGGCGGACAGAGUCGUGGCAGAGAGGGUGCCACAGGAAGGAAAGACCUUUGGGAACGAGGGAAAGAAAGAGAUGAAAGAAGAAAGAAGGAGAGAGAAACCAGAAAUCCCAGGGAAGAAGAGGAAACCUCGAUCCAUCCUCCCCCUCAGCACUUCCAUGGACCAUCGGUCGAAAGAGGACCUCCAGCAGGACUGCCUCUGCCUGGCAGAGGUCCGCUUCUCUCAGGGGCCGAGGGCGUGUGUUCCUGGGGUGGGAGAGCACAUCCAGCUGGGCCUUUUCUCAGACAGGGACGCCCUCUACAGGAUGUUCCAGGAAGAGGGGCGGAGCCACGAGGAGGGAGGGCACUAUGAGUGUGCGGUGUACCUGUCGCUAUGGCGAGGUGACAUCACAGGAGCCCUGCAGGCAGCCACUCAGAGAGGAGAGCUGACCGACCACCUGGUCUCCAUCGCACCAAUGGCGGGGUACGGGGUGUGGCUGAGGACCGUCGAGGCCUUCGUUAAGCAGCUGUGUUUCCAGGAGCAGUUCCUGAAAGCCGCCUCCUACCUGCUGUCCAUCCACAGAGUCUACGAGGCCGUGGACCUCCUCAAAUCCCAACAGCUCUACAGGGAGGCCAUAGCGCUGGCGAAGGCCCGGCUCCAGCCGGACGACCCUGCGCUCACAGAGCUGUACUCCACCUGGGCCAGCGUGCUGGAGAGGGACGGACACUACGCCACCGCGGCCAAAUGUUACCUGGCAACAGACUGCGCCUUUGAUGCUGCCAAGGUGAUCGCUAAGAAAGGUGACGUUCUUUCGCUGAAGACCGCGGGCAGACUGGCAGCCAUGGCGGGAGAGAAGGAGCUGGCACACUCGCUGUCCCUGCGCUGCGCCAAGGAGCUGGCGGCCGCCGCGGAUUGGCUCGGAGCUCAGGAGGCACUGCGGACACAGGAGAGCUUAUUGGGUUUUCGGGUGAUGCUCUACACCAAUGAGCUUCUCUCCAUGAGGCUGGAGACCGGUGUGACCAAGCGGAGCUGCUCGACCAGUCACAGCUGGUCUGAGCUGGGUGGGCAGGACUUCCUGUGUGCGCUCAAGGCCGUGUUGCAGAGGGAGAUGGGCGUGUCCGAGAACGACCCGGAGAGAGUCCGGUCCGUCCGACAGCAGCUGCAGGCCCUGGACAGUCCGACCGACGCUCCCAACAUUCCCACCAAUCAGGUGCUGCAGUGCGUGUCCCAGGAUGUCACCAUGGGCCUGCUCAGCUGCCUGCUGGGAGACUGGGGGGCAGGGUUGGAGGAGGUGCUGCGGGGUGUGGCUCGCUGCAGGGGGGCGGGGCACUUCUCCCUGCUGUCAGACACCUGCAGACUGCUGUUCCCUGAAGGACCAGACUCCGUAGCGCAGUACAGAGAGAGGCUGCAGCCCCAGGAUGAGAGGGGUGUGGCUGCAGCAGACAGCCUGGUGGCCUGGGUGUGCUAUACACACCUGUACCAGCACUGGUGGAGCCAGUCAGCCGACAUCCCCGAUACCCACCAUCCCUCAGCCAGCGAUACCCACAAUCCCUCUGCCAGCGAUACCCACAAUCCCUCUGCCAGCGAUACCCACAAUCCCUCUGCCAGCGAUACCCACCAUCCCUCAGCCAGCGAUACCCACAAUCCCUCUGCCAGCGAUACCCACAAUCCCUCAGCCAGCGUUGAGCCGGACAUGCAGACAGACACAGAGACUGUGGUCAUGGCCGGGUCAGAGACUGUGGUCAUGGCCAGGUCAGACACAGAGACUGUGGUCAUGGCCGGGUCAGACACAGAGACUGUGGUCAUGGCCAGGUCAGAGACUGUGGUCAUGGCCGGGUCAGACACAGAGACUGUGGUCAUGGCUGGGUCAGAGACAGAGACUGUGGUCAUGGCCAGGUCAGAGACUGUGGUCAUGGCCAGGUCAGACACAGAGACUGUGGUCAUGGCCGGGUCAGACACAGAGACUGUGGUCAUGGCCGGGUCAGAGACUGUGGUCAUGGCCGGGUCAGAGACUGUGGUCAUGGCCGGGUCAGACACAGAGACUGUGGUCAUGGCCGGGUCAGACACAGAGACUGUGGUCAUGGCCGGGUCAGAGACUGUGGUCAUGGCCGGGUCAGACACAGAGACUGUGGUCAUGGCUGGGUCAGAGACUGUGGUCAUGGCCGGGUCAGACACAGAGACUGUGGUCAUGGCCAGGUCAGACACAGAGACUGUGGUCAUGGCUGGGUCAGACACAGAGACUGUGGUCAUGGCCGGGUCAGACACAGAGACUGUGGUCAUGGCCGGGUCAGACACAGAGACUGUGGUCAUGGCCAGGUCAGACACAGAGACUGUGGUCAUGGCCAGGUCAGACACAGAGACUGUGGUCAUGGCCGGGUCAGACACAGAGACGGCGGUUCUGAGUGGUUUUGGCCGCGCCCUGCUGUCAGAGCCCCACGCCUCCCUCCAGGCGACCCAGAGGGCCGUAGAGGAGGUGCAGCAGCAGAUCUCCAGCCUGGUGCAGCAGCACAGACUGACCCAGACCGCGGGGGACGGACACACGGACACGCACAGCUCCACAGACCCUCAGCGCGAUGCCAACUCCUCUCUGCCGUCUCUGAUUGCCCUGGUUUCGGAACGCCACAAAGAACUCGCAGGAACUCCAGAACACAUAAAAAAGUACCCUUUCCCAGAUGUCUUGGAAUGCUGCCUUGUUUUCCUGCACAUGGACAGGAACUCUACUUCUGUUCCCAAACUCCUGAAGGAAGAAGCCUUAGGCCUGCUGCAGAAACACGGGACUACAGCCUCCCACAGCAAAGCCUGUCAGAAAUUCUUAAAUUAACAGCGACAAACUUUUAUAUCCAACUACAAAAUCUGACUGGACCUUUUGUUUUCAUUAACUGACAACAGUUGUGUGUAUGUUAAUAAAAUGUUUUCAUUCCUA